CACCGUUCCACUGGCAGCCAUUUCUUGGUGUUGGUGUCGUGUGCUUGAACAGGAAAACAGUUAAACUUACAUUGGAUCGUUUUGUUUGAGUUUUGCUUCUGCCGAUUUCUGUUUUCUGCACAUCAGUUCUUUCUCAUAUCCAAGGAAUACCUAUAAUCUUCACAUAUUAGAGGUUGGCAGCAACACAAGAGGCAGCGGCGCAGCAUGCCGAGGAGGAAGAGCGAGGCCAUUGGAGCGAAAGGGUCCUAGGACCUAGUCACUUGCCCGCUAUAACUGUGGGCUUCGCCGUCCCGUUCUUCUCUCCUCGACCGAGGAAGCGAAAGGAACAACAGAUCCACCGGAGACGGAGACGGGUCACCUUCCAGUAGAAUUGGAAUGGGCUCAAAAAGACCCAUUUCUAACAUGGCGACCGCUUCAUCAGGAUCGGGACCCACCUCGCUCUUCAUUCUCACAGAAAAGAACAUCAUACGCCGUUACACCAGAUUCAUCAUCGAGUGGCCUCCGUUUGAGUAUGCAGUGCUGUUGACCAUCAUAGCCAACUGUGUUGUUCUGGCUCUGGAGGAGCAUCUACCUGGAGGCGAUAAAACACCCUUAGCUCGGAAAUUGGAGAAAACAGAGCCGUAUUUUUUGGGCAUUUUUUGUGUAGAAUCCACUUUGAAAAUUUUAGCUCUUGGUUUCGCCCUGCACCGCGGAUCGUACUUGAGAAACAUUUGGAACAUGAUGGAUUUCGUCGUCGUCGUCACAGGAUUUGUGACGCUGUUCGCACAAGAUGAACUGGACGUCGAUUUGCGCACCCUCCGUGCCAUACGCGUCCUCCGACCACUCAAACUUGUGUCCGGCAUUCCCAGUUUGCAAGUGGUGCUCAAGUCUAUCAUCAAAGCCAUGGCCCCUUUACUUCAAAUUGGACUGCUGGUGCUCUUUGCUAUCGUCAUCUUUGCCAUUAUCGGUCUCGAAUUUUAUUCUGGAGCACUUCACAAAACGUGCUACAGCAUUGAAGAUUUGAAUGAGAUUCUGGCGGAAGGCGAGUUGGCGACGCCGUGUAACACCGAUAACGCAACGCAGGCAGUCGCGGGCAGUUAUAUAUGCGAUUACAAUUCAUCGCUGUGCCUGGAGAAGUGGGAGGGCCCUAAUUUUGGCAUUACGUCCUUUGACAAUAUUGGAUUCGCCAUGUUAACUGUGUUUCAGUGUAUCACUAUGGAGGGUUGGACUUCUAUACUUUAUUGGACCAACGAUGCCCUGGGCAGUUCGUACAACUGGGUGUAUUUUGUUCCUCUCAUCGUCAUCGGAUCAUUUUUCAUGCUCAAUCUAGUACUCGGUGUACUUAGCGGGGAAUUUGCCAAGGAAAGAGAGCGCGUAGAAAAUAGGCAAGCUUUCUUGAAAUUGCGCCGUCAGCAACAACUAGAGCGCGAACUCAACGGCUACGUUGAAUGGAUCUGCAAAGCAGAGGAGGUCAUUUUAGCCGAAGAGAGAACGACGGAAGAGGAGAAACUCCACAUCAUGGAAGCAAGGAGAAGAGCGGCGGCGAAGCGGAAAAAGUUGAAGCACUUGGGUAAGAGCCGAAGCACCGAUACUGAAGACGAGGAAAACGAAGAUGAACCCGACGAAGUGCCUAAGAAAAAAGGGUUUAAAGGUUUCUCUCGUGCCUCCUAUCUCAAAUCUAAAGUGAAAAACAAAGGAGCCUGCAAGCGAUUUUGGAGAGCCGAAAAAAGAUUACGGUUCAAAAUCCGGCAUACGGUAAAACAACAAUGGUUUUACUGGUUCGUGAUUGUGUUAGUGUUUUUCAACACGGUUUGCGUGGCUGUGGAACACUACAAUCAGCCUCCGUGGCUGACCGAGUUCUUGUACUACGCUGAAUUUGCCUUUUUGGGUUUGUUCAUGACUGAAAUGUGCAUCAAAAUGUAUGCACUGGGUCCGAGGAUUUACUUUGAAUCCGCGUUCAACCGCUUCGAUUGCGUCGUCAUCAGCGGUUCGAUUUUCGAAGUGAUUUGGUCCGCAUUCAAGUCGGGUUCAUUUGGUCUCUCUGUACUCAGAGCGCUUCGAUUGCUCCGGGUCUUCAAAGUCACCAAGUACUGGUCGUCGCUGAGGAACUUGGUGAUUUCCUUGCUGAGUUCGAUGCGCUCUAUUCUUUCCCUUCUGUUUCUACUCUUCUUGUUCAUUCUCAUCUUCGCUUUAUUGGGAAUGCAACUCUUUGGAGGAGCUUUUAAUUUUCCAGAAGGUACACCGCCAGCGAAUUUCAACAGCUUUCCCAUUGCCUUGCUCACCGUUUUCCAGAUAUUGACGGGUGAGGAUUGGAAUGAAGUCAUGUACCAAGGUAUCGAGUCGCAGGGAGGAUCGCGACGGGGAAUGAUCUACUCCCUUUAUUUCAUCAUCCUUGUCCUCUUCGGCAAUUACACUCUACUCAACGUCUUUUUGGCCAUCGCCGUCGACAAUUUGGCGAACGCUCAAGAACUGACGGCCGCCGAGGAAGAGCAAGAAGAGGAGGAUAAAGAGAAACAGCAGCAGGAGUUAGAGAAGGAGAUGGAAGCACUUCACUUGGGCAGCGAAGGCUCGCCAAAACUGGACUCGACAUCCCCAUCUAAAAAAGGAAAAGGCAAACGGGGACACAAGUCCGAGGGAAAUGGUGACGCUAAGACUGGAGACAAUGUCGAUGACGACGACAUUAUGGGGCCCAAACCAAUGCUGCCUUACUCCUCCAUGUUUAUAUUGUCUCCAACGAAUCCGGUCCGGCGCGCUGCUCACUGGGUGGUGAACCUGCCUUACUUCGAUUUUUUUAUCAUGGUAGUCAUCAGUUUGAGUAGCAUCGCUCUCGCCGCUGAAGAUCCGGUGGAAGAGGGAAGCUUCCGAAACGACAUUCUCAAUUACUUCGAUUACGCAUUUACCGGCGUAUUUACUGUCGAAAUGGUUCUUAAGGUGAUAGAUUCUGGCAUAAUACUUCAUCCAGGCAGCUAUUUGCGAGAAAUUUGGAACGUCAUGGAUGCAGUUGUGGUCAUAUGCGCUGCAGUAUCCUUCACGUUCGAUAUGAUGGGAAGCUCGACUGGUCAGAAUUUGAGCACCAUCAAGUCGCUGCGAGUGCUGCGCGUGCUGCGACCCCUCAAAACUAUCAAACGUGUGCCGAAGCUAAAAGCCGUCUUCGACUGUGUAGUCAACUCGCUAAAGAACGUCUUCAAUAUCCUCAUCGUUUACAUGCUCUUCCAUUUCAUUUUCGCUGUUGUCGCCGUCCAACUUUUCAACGGCAAAUUCUUUUACUGCACCGAUGACAGCAAGCACACUCAGGACGAUUGCCAGGGGGAUUACUUCACGUUUUCCUACGAUAAGCGGCCACCGGAAGUCAAGCGGCGUGAGUGGAAAUCGCAGCUAUUUCAUUACGACAACGUGAUGGCAGCCAUGUUGACCUUGUUUGCUGUCCAAACGGGCGAAGGAUGGCCCCAAGUGCUGCAGAAUUCGAUGGCCGCUACCCAGGAAGACCACGGCCCCAUCCUUCACUAUCGGAUCGAAAUGUCCAUUUUCUACAUCGUCUACUUCAUCGUUUUCCCUUUCUUUUUCGUCAACAUCUUCGUAGCUCUCAUUAUUAUCACCUUCCAGGAACAGGGUGAGGCUGAACUUCAAGAUGGAGAAAUAGACAAAAAUCAGAAAUCGUGCAUCGAUUUCGCCAUCCAAGCCAAGCCGCUGGAGCGUUACAUGCCCAAAGAUCGCGAGAGCUUCAAGUACAAGAUCUGGCGGGUGGUCGUGUCGACUCCGUUCGAGUAUUUCAUCAUGACGCUCAUCGUCCUCAACACGCUGCUCCUCAUGAUGAAGUACUACAAGCAGAGCGUCCUGUACAAGGAGACGCUACAUUACAUGAAUACAGCCUUCACCGCACUGUUUAGCAUUGAGUGUAUGCUAAAAAUCAUCUCGUUUGGAGUGAGGAAUUUUUUCAAAGACCCUUGGAACACGUUCGAUUUCGUGACUGUCGUCGGCAGCAUUAUUGACGCACUCGUCGUCGAAUUCGGGGAAAAUUUCAUCAACGUCGGUUUUCUACGGUUAUUCCGAGCAGCCCGUUUGAUCAAACUUCUCCGCCAAGGCUAUACAAUCCGCAUUCUUUUAUGGACGUUUGUACAGUCGUUCAAGGCUUUGCCUUACGUAUGCUUGUUAAUAGCCAUGUUGUUUUUCAUCUACGCCAUCAUCGGCAUGCAGGUGUUUGGUAACAUAUUGCUGGAACCCGGAACGACGCACAUUCAUCGCCAUAACAAUUUUCGCAGCUUUAUUCAAGGCUUGAUGUUGCUUUUCAGGUGUGCGACAGGUGAAGCGUGGCCCAAUAUCAUGUUGUCGUGCAUCCGUGGUCGCCAGUGCGAUCCCAGAGCCCUGAAAUUCGAGAAUGGCCAGGUCAUCGAGGACAAGGAGUGCGGCUCUAAUCUGGCCUAUGCUUACUUCGUCUCUUUUAUCUUCUUUUGUUCAUUUCUGAUGUUGAAUUUAUUCGUGGCCGUUAUUAUGGACAACUUUGAUUACCUUACGCGCGACUCUUCCAUUCUUGGCGCUCACCAUUUGGAUGAGUUUAUCCGCAUCUGGGCCGAAUACGACCCGAACGCAACCGGGAAAAUCCUUUACACGGAAAUGUUUGACAUGUUAAAAAAUAUGGAUCCACCACUCGGCUUUGGCAAUAAGUGCCCCUAUCGCCUUGCUUACAAAAAACUUAUUCGUAUGAACAUGCCAGUGGAUGUCGACGGGAAGGUUCAAUUCACCUCAACGCUUUUUGCACUCAUCCGCGAGAAUCUCAGCAUCAAAAUGAGACCUGCUGAUGAAAUGGACGAAGCGAACCAAGAGCUCCGGGUUACUAUCAAGAAAAUCUGGCCACUGCAAGCUAAAAAAGUUCUUGACUUGAUCAUUCCACCGGAUAAUGAACUUAAUACGGGGAAGUUGACAGUUGGUAAGAUCUAUGGCGGCUUGCUCAUUCUGGAAAACUGGAAGACGACUCGAUUUGGACAAAUUGAAGCUUCUGCGUCGACGAAACAGUCGCUCUUCGAACGCUUAAUGGGAAGUAUGGCCCGCACGGGCAGCAACAAAGGCUCGCUAAGUCACCCUCAUUCCCAUUCUCACCCUAAUUCCAACUCCGGUUCCACCACCUUGGCAAACCACGGCAGCGGCGGAAUUCACCAAGAGGAGAAAGAGGCUAGCACGGUAAUCGAUCUCAUUCCGGGAGCCCCCGCCCCCGAUCGCUUCGCCGCAGUUUUCUCCAACCAGCCUAAUUCCUCAAGCUCUAACAAGGCCCUGGAGAUACUGACGGAUCAACUCGAUCACCAGCACGAUUCACGGCCGCCGUCGGUUGAAUCCGCAAGCAAAGUCAUGCACCGACUCAAGCCUGAGGGUGAGGCUGGCAUGCACCGACCAAACAGCAGGGCCUGGUCACCUUCACCUUGCGCUUUGCGACGAUCUCACUCUCCACAACCUCACUACAGGAGAGACAUGUCUCCUUUGCCUCCACGGCGGGCGCACGAUAUUGGUUUCAGCGAUGCUGUUUCGGACGUGGUCGACAUUGUCAAACACGAAACGAGUCGCAAGGGACGAGCGAGAGCCAAACUGCGCGGCGACGAGUACAGCCUUUCCCGCUGCCGAACGCCCACACGCCAGGAGAGACACGUUCGCUCUCGGAUGAUUCAUCCUUCGAUGGUUUCGGAAUAUGACAGACGUCAUUAUCGAUCUGCGUCAAAUAGUCCCGACCAUUUCGGGGACGAAAGAGUUUCACCCGUCCCUAGCCCAAUGCCGGCUCGUUUGCCGUCGAUACCUGUCAAACGAGGUUAUCGCUCAGCCACCAAUAGUCUGGAAGAGAAUCUUUCAAGGAGUCCAACGCCUGAGAAUCUUCCCUCUUGUAGCAACAAUCAUGGUUUGGUGAAAGAAGGAAGUUUGAGUCAGCAUAGUUAUCCGACCUUACCCCAACGUCGUAGUGGUGGCAGACGGUUGCCACCGACUCCGAGAAAUCCUUCGACGUUGAACUUUGGAGUUGUUGGAGCCGUUGUCAUGGCUACUCAACGUGCACCGCAUUCGCCGACGUCUGCUCAUCUAGGUGGAGUGAUGGGACCUGGUGGGACCAUCAACUUUCCCAAACUAAGUCCUUCACCAACUCAUCCUUCUCGAACUCAUCAUUUGCCAGCCAUUCCAAGUGGACAGGUGGGCCGAUUGCGAGAUCGCUUACCCACAUUGCCGGGAGCGUCUCAUCCAAGAUCAAAUAAUUGUGGAUUGCCCGUUGGCAAUGACGACGAAGAAGACUACAUGCCAGCACUUCGUAUCGAACCGCUAAGUUUCGAACAGGCUCUAGCCAUGGGUAGAGGUGUGGGUGGGGUUGGUCGGCAACUGCCAAACGGCUACAAACCCGGCCAGCAAGGUGUCAGUGUUGAUUCGCAAUUGACGUCGGGUGAUCGCAGACUGGUUGAUCGGCCUCCGUUGAAUCAGCGAACAUUAUCCAAUCGCCCUCUCCAACAUCGAGCAGACGAGGGGCGCAGUGAUUCAGACGAGGACGAUUGGUGUUAAAGCACAUCGCCACAGCUUGACAUUUUUGAACAAGACAAAUACAAAAUUCAGAUAUACCAACCAUCGAGUUGAUUGGCAAUCUUGAGUCAUCCAUGCUGUUUGUUUUCUUCGCGCUUCAACCCCUCCCCCCUCACAUCUCAAUCCAUUUCUUCAAUCCUAUUCGAUUGGUCCACAACGGCCCCACUGUCCGACUAGGUCAAAGCUAAAAAAAAAAUAAAAAAAAAAAUAAAUAAAAAUAGCCUGACCCGUCAAGAGCCUGUGCCUAACCAAACCCCCCAUCGCCUGAUAAACUUGAGGCCAAUAUGUCUGUAUCGUUGGUGUCGUCAGAGCUGGUGCGUUUGUAUCGGUCAGUCGUUUAAUGAAGUGUUCAUGUGCUUUAAUGAAGACUUAUGCCAAAUUUGUUGACACUUUGUCUUGUGACCUCCCUUUUGUUUAUUCAUCCCCAGCAUUUCCUCUAUAAUUAUCUUUCUCUCUUUCUUCUUACUCUUAAUCUCCUCUCUCUCUAUUUGAUAUUUACCUCUGGUAAAUGGAAAUGUAAGAAUUAACCCCAAAUUCUACGACGGACCAACAUCUUGCAUGUAACUCCGACUAUUAUGUAAACACAUAGUAAUUUUCUCUUUUGAGCUCUCUUUUUUACAAUUACAUACCCUGCCACUCAUCUCGCCACUGGAUUAGUUUGUUUCAAAGGAUUCCUUCUCCAUCUUUUUCGUCGAUGUUUCCUCUCCGAUUCCUCAAUAGUAUGCAUAUUUAAAAACACAUCAUGAGUUCAUGCAAAUUACCACGAUCAGCUCUUUCAGUGGUUGGAUAUGUACCAUACAUUGAAUUUUUAGA
Daphnia pulicaria is the source of this 7332-nucleotide messenger RNA. RefSeq names its product voltage-dependent calcium channel type A subunit alpha-1-like (gene cac). The transcript is spliced from 43 exons. Bases 376 to 6501 code for a protein of 2041 amino acids. Gene Ontology annotation, molecular function: calcium ion binding; high voltage-gated calcium channel activity. Gene Ontology annotation, biological process: chemical synaptic transmission; calcium ion import across plasma membrane. Gene Ontology annotation, cellular component: membrane; voltage-gated calcium channel complex. The record is from RefSeq and is a predicted model, not a curated record. NCBI's taxonomy places the organism in Eukaryota, Metazoa, Arthropoda, Branchiopoda, Diplostraca, Daphniidae.